This is a messenger RNA of Scylla paramamosain (green mud crab), 1227 nucleotides long. RefSeq lists its product as uncharacterized. The record is from RefSeq and is a predicted model, not a curated record. Bases 1 to 1227 code for a protein of 408 amino acids. The transcript has 3 exons. Lineage: Eukaryota; Metazoa; Arthropoda; Malacostraca; Decapoda; Portunidae.
AUGCUGGCCAGCUUCUUUGGACAAACCUUCGUAUUUCGCCUCAGAGCCGAUGUAUGUACUCCACACAGUCACUACACAGUGCCUCGCCUACGCGAGGACACAGCCACCACACAGUGUCUCGCCUGCGCGAGGACACAGCCACCACACAGUGUCUCGCUUCAGGGAGGACACAGCCACCACACAGUGUCUCGCCUCAGCGAGGACACAGCCACCACACAGUGUCUCGCUAAUGCGAGGACACAGCCACCACACAGUGUCUCGCCUCAGCGAGAACACAGCCACCACACAGUGUCUCACCUCAGCGAGGACACAGCCACCACACAGUGUCUCGCCAUGUCUCGACUCAGCGAGGACACAGCCACCACACAGUGUCUCGCCUCAGCGAGGACACAGCCACUACACAGUGUCUCACCUCAGCAAGGACACAGCCACCACACAGUGUCUCGCCUCAGCGAGGACACAGCCACCAAACAGUGUCUCGCACCGCGAGGACACAGCCACCACACAGUGUCUCGCCUCAGCGAGGACACAGCCACCACACAAUGUCUCGCCUCAGCGAGGACACAGCCACUACACAGUGUCUCGACUCAGCGAGGAUACAGCCACUACACAGUGUCUCGCCAGUGGGAGGACACAGCCACUACACAGUGUCUCGCACCGCGAGGACACAGCCACCACACAGUGUCUCGCCUCAGCGAGGACACAGCCACCACACAGUGUCUCACCUCAGCGAAGACACAGCCACUACACAGUGUCUCGCCACCGCGAGGACACAGCCACCACACAGUGUCUCGACUCAGCGAGGAUACAGCCACUACACAGUGUCUCGCCAUUGGGAGGACACAGCCACUACACAGUGUCUCGCCACCGCGAGGACACAGCCACCACACAGCGUAUCGCCUCAGCGAGGACACAGCCACCACACAGUGUCUCACCUUAGCGAGGACACAGCCACCACACAGUGUCUCGCCUCAGCGAGGACACAGCCACUACACACUGCCUCGCUCAGCGAGGACACAGUCACCACACAGCGCAAGAUGUGUCUCCGCUGGUCGAGAUGUGGCAACAGUCUCCGUCACAGCUACUACUCACAACCAGCGAGCGGGCAACCACUUGCUCUGUCGUCCUCCCAGCACCGCGCCUUGCUCACUCACAGUCCCGCCGCUCCGCUCUCGUCCUCGCAGGGAUCCACAAUCCGUCCGCGGCGGCCGACCCUUCACGUUUUGA